UUAUUGUUAAAAGAAAUAUAUAAAUAAAUAAAAACAAAAUAAUGAUUUGCCAAAAUUCUAGAGAUUUAAUGGUAAUAUGUGAUGUAAUACCUCAUCAAAUCCACAUACAAGUGAUGUGGGAUUCUAUUUCUAAGGCAAAGGAUCCCCAGUCCAUUGAUGGAGUGUGAUAAGUUAAAAAUAAUAAUAAUAAUAAUAAAAAUAUUUCAUUCUGUGUAAUCCCGCCAAGAUUCGUUAUCUCUCCCUCCCCAUUUUGAAAAUUUGGCUCCAUUUUCUAUGUUGACGUACUCUACAACACAUCGGAGAACCAGACGGAGAAAAUCAAACAACAGAGAUGGCCAAUGGCAACAACGCCUUUGGGAAAACCAUUUGCUCAAUCUGCUACGAAGAUCUGAAGCCUAUUGUUGAAGAUCUUCAAGCUAUCUCCAUUUGCGGUCAUGUCUUCCACGAGCUAUGCCUGCAGCAGUGGUUCGAAUACUGUUCAAACACGAAGAAAUGCACUUGUCCUGUGUGCAAGCAGAGCUGCAAGGGCAAAGAUGCAGCUCGGCUAUACUUUCAGUCAAUUGGGGAUUCUGUUGUCACACAAAGUCAGAGACCAAUCCUCGAUUCUGGAGAAGAUCCCGAGACACUGCGCAGAGAGGUGCGAAGAUUGGAAGCCAAGGUUCUAGGGCUUGAUUCGGUCUUGGAACGACUGGGGAAGGACAACAAAGAGCUAACUCAGGAGCUUUGUAUUUGUAAGGAACAAGAAAAAAAAGAAACAACAUCAAAGAAUGAGGCCUUGAAACAAAAUGCAUUACUGCAGCAACUGCUAAAUCGGAAAACUGAGGAGCUUGGUAGAUCGACUUCAGAGUGCUUAAGGUUGCAAGAAAGGAAUAUGGCUUUGGCCAAAGAACUAGCAGCAUUAAAAUUGGUUUCUGAUCUGGACCUAGACGAAGAUGAGGUCCAAAAACUUGCCUCCUUUGGUAAUGGUGGUAAUAGUCAAGAUACAAUAGACAUCCUACGAAGGUCUUUGGUGAUGCGUAACAAGACUUACAAAGAAUUGAUGACCAAGUGCAAUGUUCUUGGACGGGGGGAGUCACGAUCUAUUAAAAAACUAGAGAAGGCUAAAGGAAAGAUAGAUAAAUUGAAGGCAAGGAUAAAGGAAAUGGAGAUAGCUAUUGAAAUAAAAGAUAAUCAAGUUCUGAGGGAGUUGAAAGCUUCAAAGAAAGCUUGUUACGAAGAGGUCAUUAAAAAUGGUACCAACAGUAAAUCUGGCUCCUUAGCCAACAUUGAUGUAUUAGAAGACCAAAGUAAACAAACUUCUGCGACAACACUUAAAUUGAACCAGUUGGGAGGAGUGCAAGAUGAUUUAUUGUAUCCUAUAAAAGUACAAAACUGUGUUGCAACUAAUGAUAUUGAUGUACACAUGGCUUGUGAUAAUGACGAAGAUGAUUGCUCAGUAAUAGGUGUGAAUUUUUCGAAAUUCCUUACGCCCAUACAUGGUAGUCCAAAUCCUGAUACAAAAGAUCAAACAACUGAGGAUAUUCUUGCACCGAAGUCUACUCAGGUAAUGUCUAGUGCAACUUAUGAUGUGAAAAAGGAAGCUUCAGCGCGUGCACACAGAAACCUGGGUGGUACUACGAGUCCAAGAACUAGUGUAGAGAAUACCUCCAAGACCUUUGCUGCUGACAUUGAUGAGGAUGUGACGGUGCUUUUUGACGAUGUUCCUCAAGUCAAGCCCAUGCUUAACAUUAGAAAAGAAUCUUCAACCCCAAUAUCACACUCAAAUUCAGGAGAUGUAUGUUUCUCUGGAGGAUUGCUUGGUCCUGAUGGAACAAACAGGUACUUGGGUAAGUGGUGCAAGCGUAGCCAGAAUAAUGAAACAAGACAAGGUCAAAGCACUAGUAAUGGUGAUUUAAUUGCUGUUGGUGCUGAUGGAAGAGGCGGUAGAAUCAAAGUUCUAAGAUCUUUGAACCAAUCAUCAGCGGAUUGGAAGGCUAAUUCAGUUGGGUCAAAAAGGUGCAAAUUAGGAUCCAAGACAAAUAGUCAACAGUCCCGUGGAUGCUUGCAAAUUGAACAUUUCUUCAGUCGAGCGAAUAAUUAAUUGAUAAAUUGCUUUCGAUUUGGAAAAUAGGUUAGGAUUAGGAAUUCCUUGAUGUCAUUUUUUUUUGCCCAACAAGUAAGAACAAAGAUUCUUUUGUUAAUAGUAGUCUGGUCAUAGUUUUGAAAGAGGAACACGUGAAAGGAAGGGAAAAAAAAAUGAAAUUGGAAGUGAUGAUCAUCCAUUGAUAAUGUUAUUUAACAGCUUCGCACGACUGUUUAUUGACGUGGCUGGUUCAAAACAAAUAUGUUUUCUUCUAAUACAAGUUUUUUUUUUCUUCUUUAGCUAAAA
Cannabis sativa is the source of this 2368-nucleotide messenger RNA. RefSeq lists its product as uncharacterized. The coding region runs from base 332 to 2080 and encodes 582 amino acids. The record is from RefSeq and is a predicted model, not a curated record. Lineage: Eukaryota; Viridiplantae; Streptophyta; Magnoliopsida; Rosales; Cannabaceae. The transcript is spliced from 9 exons.